UUUAUUUUCUUCACUUCGCAUUCCAUUAAAGUUUUCUGCCAAGCUCGAUGGUGCGUGUAAAAAAGUGGUAUUUAUAAAAUGUUCCUCGUUUUUCUCCGAAGUGCAGUGUCUCUUGAAUUGAACCAAGAAAAUGCGAAUAUUCUGCUUCUAUAAAAAGGAAUAUUUGUAGGUAGAAAAAUUUGCGAAACUUGUGUUGAAAUGGUGGAGAUCGCUGGGUUGGAUUUUUAACGGUAAAAUGUCGCUUUGUGUAUAUUUUUAACCUGACAGUUUCAAAGAAGAAUAUGUCAGAGCUGGAAGCGGAUAUUGGAAUGUUGGAGGGUGCGGAAGAAGUUGAACCAAUCGACGAAGAUGAAAUUAUUGACGUUGAUGCCAUGGAUCUUGAGGAUAAUGAUAGGUGGUUGUAUGACUCCAAUCAAUGUUCCUCUGAAUCGAGAGUUCAUGAUUUGUACACCUGGCUGAAAUCAGAUCCCGUUUCGGAGCCUCAAGAACACCCAAAUAAUCUUAAAAAGUCUAUAGAUACAAGAACCUUUACCCGAGCAAAACGGCGGUCGAACCGAUUGAGUUUCGAUGCAAUAAUGGAAUCGCUAUCAUCACCAGUCAAAAAUUCAAUCGAAACGUUAAAAAUUCCUGGACAAUUUCGAAUGGACGAAGCGACAACGAGCAGAUCCCAAGAAAUUCCAUCGAUGCUCCGACCAAGAGUUGCCUCCCUUUCUGGACUCAUGGGAGAAGGCCAGCCAAGUUCAUUGAAUCGCGCGAGUCUCGAGGCAUUCCUAGACCUUUCGCAGUCUAAAGGCAUCGACUCCUUCAUCAACCUGACGGAGCCAGAAUUCGCCGACUGCUUAAUGAACGAGUCUCAGCCAUCACUGUUGUAUUCUUCCCUCAUCUCGACUGCAGAUGAGUCAAGGAAAAACGACACCCUUUGUGAAACAGACUCCGGUAUCCUGACUGAGUCCAUGAUGCAGACGAGUAUGUUCCAGGAGUCGUUAAACAUUAAUAGUUUCAGAGAAAUUUGCUCCAAAGACGAGGAGAGUCUGGAAAAUAAUCUCACUCGCACUUUGGAUCAAACUAAAGUUAACAGUCCUUUUAAUCAGACCGAGAUUUGCCUUAGUCCUUUUGAAAGGACUUAUGUUAAUGAAGAUCAUUUAGAGGAAAACUUAGGAAUUCAGUUAAAUUCUGUGAAUCCUAUUCACUACGAAGAAUUGCAAAAAACUAACGAAGCCUCGCCGAUUCUUCACUCAAACGGGUCCUGCAACUUCAGUGAAACACUCCCAUCUUUGCCACAUGAAUUAUCUCAUCAUAAGUUCGAUACGUCUACUCCCGAAGAGGGAAGACUAAUAUCAAAUGAUACAUUUGAGAGUCUAAACGCCAUACAAAUGAACGAAAAUUCUAUGGAGGAUGCGCUAAUCGAUGCAGAUAUGACUUUCAACGUGAAGCGUCUCUCCUGCCAAGGAAACGUUACCGAAAAUCUAUCGCCAAAAUUACUCCAUUUGAAUGCGACCAGAAAUAUCAAUAAUAACAACAAACAAACAAAUGCCUCCAAUCUGAGACAAGAAUUGCUCGAGGAAGUGGAAAGAAGUGAGAGGAAGAUGGACUCAACUUUUUCGCAGGAGAAAAUUAAGCAGAGAGAUUUGACAAUGACCUACGAGAAUUCUAAAGAAACUUUCGCUGCUCCUUUGGAUUAUUAUAAGACUUACACGAGAGAGGGAUCGAAGAAAUUUACGCAGUCGCAGGUCGAUAAGUAUCAAGAUUUUUCGUGUGAAAUAAGUGACAAAAGGUUUCAGACUUUCAGAAAAACUUCAAAGAAGGAGGAGAGAGAAACGGUUAAUUCUACGUUUUUGAAGACUGAAGAUGUGGCACAUGUUAAUGCCACUUUUUCAAAGAACGAAGAAGUGGAAAUGGUAAAUACAACUUUUCUGAAGAAUGAGAACGUAGAAAAGAUUAACAAUACUUUCUCGAAGGAGGAGCAUGAAACUGAAGAGGAUAAUGUCAAUACGACGUUUUGUAAACCUCCACAGCAGAAAAUUGUGAAUUCCACAUUCAACAAACCGCCACCUAGAAAGCUAACAGCCCCAAGAAACUUUUCGAAGCUGCCACAGUUUUUGCAAAAAUCUAAUCCGAACAUUCCCACUUCCAACACCCUUAGAACAAUAAAAGCGCCUGGAAGUUUCGCUUAUACAAAAGGUUCGCAUCCAAAUAUUCCCAGAGCUAUGGAUAGAAUGUAUUCCUUGGGAAAAUACAAAAGCGAUUCUGAGCGGCUCUUGCGAUCGAUCAGGAAUUCAUCGGAGCAGAUUGGAAAUGCAGGAGGUUCCACGGAGAGCAUUGAGAGUACUCAAAGUGCUCCUGAUUUGGAUGAUAGGUCGAGUGUGUGCUCAGACAGUAGUCGUAGUUCUUAUACGAUUUUGACGACUGCGAGGACGAUUCUGAACCAAACGGAAGUGGUAAACUCGAAAGCAAUGCAUAAAAUGAUGCCUCAUGGUUUCAAGCCAGAAUCGACACCAAAACCAAACAGACAAAUCCUCGAAAAUACUUGGGUUCAGGCAGAAAACGAUUUGCCUUCACCAAUCCUGAAAAAUAAUAUCGAAUGUUCAAAAAGUAAUAACGUUUCUCCACACAGCGAUCUUAAAUCGAGUUCGCCAUUUUUCAGCCCAAGCAGUUCAAAUGAAAAUAUAAAUUCUCUCGAUGUUGUUAAAAACAAUUCUCGAGAGUUUAAGUCACCAAAAGAGAGCGAAAAACUAACAACGAAAGUCUCACGGGCACCGUCUAAUGAAGCAAAGAGCCAUAUGGAUUCAAGGCUGAAAUUACGGCCUCCGACGAAUUACAACGCGGCGCGACCAGCUAUUGCAGCGAGUGGGAUUCCGAGACCGGCCUCUCGAAUUCCAGCCCCGAAAUUCUCACGGCCACUCUCUCGAAUCCCGGAUCAAAAAAAAGGCUGAUUAAAAGUGCUCAAAAUUAAGGGCAAGCUCCCGCAAAUUAUAUUUUUUCUGCGAUUAUUCUAAUUCGAGAACGAUGUAGAUUGCGCUUUCGAACAAUCUGAAGCUUCCUAUCAAUAUUUAAUUGAUUUCUGGAACGUGGGUCGCUUUCUGAGAAUCUUAGUCACUGUCAUUAAACCUCAGCAUAUCAACGGAAUUGCUCGAGUUUUCCAAAGUUGAAAACUCUUUCGUUAUUGCUGUUUUUUUUUAGAGAGAAAUUGUGAUUUUGAUACAGUUUUUAUAUUGUAAAAUGUUAAUUAUACGCUUCUAAUAUUUAAAAAUCGAAGCAUAAUCUAUGACAAUGAUCGCUGCCAAAAAUCAGUAUCUGUACAUCGGCUUUAUGUAUAAAAAUGUCUGAAGCGUAUGUUUAGUUUAUUUUUUAUUUUAAUAGAUAACUUAGGAGAUUUUAAAGGGGAAGACUGCGAGAAAAAAUCGCCCGUACCCCAUGCCAUUUCUUGAAUGCAACUCCGUCCCACAAGUUUGUCCAAAUUUUUUGUACAUGCCUGUCGAAUUCGUUUGAAUAAUUUUUUGGAGUUGAAAUUCAAAAAGGGAUCGUUUUAGUCAUAUUUUUUUUGUAACAUAAGCUGGGGUAAAGCGCAUAGGAGAAAAUCAGUUUCAUUAAAAAGUUCUUAUUUAUUGAAAGAAAAAAAUUAACUUUUUUAAUGCUGACAAAAUAUUUAACAGAGUAUAACAAUAAAUGUAACUAAGGUGAUUAAAACAAUAAAUAAUUUUAACCCGUGUUCACGUAAUAAUUAGUUAGGUGUACUUUUUUACUCUUCGCAUACAAAUAUUACUUCAGAAUGUUGCUGGCUGUGUUGUUAACCAUAUCAAUGAUGAAUUUAACUAUGACCCAAAUGUGAAACUUGAUAUUUUAUCAAUUUAAAAUGGUAAAAAUCCUCUGAAUAGUUUACUAAAAGUUUUCAAUUUUCACGUUUGCGUUAAGAAAUGUUCCAUGAUCGUACCUCAAACGAACCCGUCAAUUACAUUCAGAGAUGUUAAGAAACCUUAAAAUCAAUCAUAAGAUUUAUGUUGGAUUAGUGUAAAAUUGAUGCGAAUACGAAAUCACUAACUGCCUUUUCUUCACAGAGAGCUUCAAAUAUUUUUUACUUUUGAUCGCUUUCUAUUCCUAUUGUACAAAAAUCGUCGAGUAUUUUUAACUGUGCCACUUGUAACGUGAAAGUGCCUUUAAUGUAAAUAAAUCAGUUUUAUUUUUAAAAUUUAACUGCUUCCAAUUAAGGAAUAAGGAAUUGUGCAUAUUAUCGAAAAGUGUUCGCUAAUGUAAAAAAUCAAAUAAAUUAUCGUCUUUUCUAAUUU
Belonocnema kinseyi is the source of this 4283-nucleotide messenger RNA. RefSeq lists its product as uncharacterized. Lineage: Eukaryota; Metazoa; Arthropoda; Insecta; Hymenoptera; Cynipidae. The coding region runs from base 282 to 2933 and encodes 883 amino acids. The transcript is spliced from 9 exons. The record is from RefSeq and is a predicted model, not a curated record.